Messenger RNA from Mycena citricolor, 581 nucleotides. NCBI's taxonomy places the organism in Eukaryota, Fungi, Basidiomycota, Agaricomycetes, Agaricales, Mycenaceae. The record is from the annotation of a GenBank genome assembly.
GCCGAAUGCAACUCAUGCUCCGCGGAUAUCGAACACCCUACGGACUUGACAACACAACAAGAUACCCCGUCCUGGGUCUCUUCUAAAUCUACUCGAAAUCGAACUUGGUCCCAACAAUCUCCUCCGACAAAUCCCACAAUUGAGCAGCAUUGGACUGACAGCCGCGUGUGAGUAAUCUUUAGCCGGCGCAGCUACUCACCGGGUCCGCAGUGUGCGCCGCGAGCUGGUCGGUCGCGACGUUCGAGUCGUUCAGGUACGCUCCGGGGCACGCCUCGAGGCGCGGAUCGAACGCAGCAGCCACGCUCGUAGCCGCGCCCUCAGGGAUCGUCUUCCACGUGUAGUCCCGCGUGUUCGGCUGUCCAUCCGCGAAGAGAAUCCCGAGGGCCUUGAAGGCCUCGAGCGACUCCGGCUUGGCGUUGAUGUUCGUUGCGACGGCUACAUUGUGUGUGCGUUUGUUCAGUCAUGCGUGAGCUGCUGCCGCACCUCCGGGAUGCAGACUGUAGCUUGUGAUCUUCCCACCGGAUCGCCGCGAGAGCUCGGCUGCAGUGAGCGCGUUGGCGGACUUGGCCUGGAAGUACGCG